Molecule: messenger RNA, 582 nt
Organism: Talaromyces proteolyticus
Lineage: Eukaryota; Fungi; Ascomycota; Eurotiomycetes; Eurotiales; Trichocomaceae
Exons: 2
Coding region: 1-582 (193 amino acids)
Source: RefSeq, a predicted model, not a curated record
AUGAUGGCGCAGUAUCUUACCCGGUUGACGGUUGUCCUCUUGAGCUUGAGCUCAUUCAGCAUUGCCAGCAGCCAGUCCCUCCCAUUUGGCACGCAACCCAUUCCGUUUCCGGCCUUGGCGACGGACUUUCCUCCUGCUCCGCUGGUAGAUGCUGUCUCCAUUGAAGCUAUUCGCAACACCCUCGCAUUGUAUCCAUUUGCCAUCGAUGGCAAGAACUUCGCUGCCCUCGACAACAUCUUCAUGCAGAAUGCCGUCGCCAACUACUCGGCGCCGCUCAAUGUCCUGACGCCGCUGUCCCAGAUCCAGUCGGUGCUGAGCUCCAGUCUCGCCUGCGUCACCACCCAGCAUAUGUUCGGCACCCAGGUCAUCGAAAUUAUAUCUCCCACCGUCGCUGUAUCUGUGACAUACUACCGUGCCGCUCACUUUGGCACGAACAACCAGACCGGUCAAGUUGCCUAUGCCUAUGGACAGUACCAAGAUACAUGGCAGAGGCAGGCCGACUGGACCUGGAAGAUUACCUACCGCAAUCUUGUCUACAUGGGUCCCAUUAUCGGCAAUGAGCUGGUCUUCACUUCCUGCUAA